This is a messenger RNA of Leptosia nina, 1581 nucleotides long. The record is from the annotation of a GenBank genome assembly. Lineage: Eukaryota; Metazoa; Arthropoda; Insecta; Lepidoptera; Pieridae.
AUGCUGCCGUUAUUUCUGAAAAACAAAUUGAUACAAUGGCUGGAGGAUCACCGCGAGUUCGUGGUUUGCGUGUUUUGCUUACCGGCGAGUUUUCUCUUCACCUUAGCGUUACACAUUCGUAACGCUGUACGGAAACUGACCAGUAAUGGACAGAGUCAUGAUGAGGCAGUACGGCAAAUACAGAACAGGGUACAGCAAUGGAAUAAACUGGACAGUAAAAAGGGUUUGCUGUGUACAUCGCGACCGAAUUGGUUAUCGUUAUCGACGACAUUUUUCCAAAAACACCUCCACCACAGAGUGCCAAUCCCACUAUACGACAUCCUGGAGCUGGAUGAAGGGAACCUGACAGUGAGAGUGGAACCGAUGUGCACCAUUGGAGAUAUAACCGAGUAUUUAAUACCGAAAGGAUAUUCAUUGGCUGUUACUAUUGAGCUUAUAGAUGCUACUUUAGGAGGGCUGGCCUUUGGCACUGGAAUGUCAACUCACUCCCACAAAGUUGGCCUAUAUCACGAAACAAUCACAAGCUAUGAAGUAGUUCUUGGAGAUGGGUCUGUGGUCACCGCCACAGCUGACAAUGAGUAUUCAGAUCUGUAUAAAGCUCUGCCCUGGUCACACGGUAGUCUAGGGUUCCUGGUCGCGUUGACUCUCAAAAUAGUGAAAGUAAAGCCUUACAUCAAGAUUAAAUAUACCCCAGUUAGAGGACAGAAAGAAUACUGCGACAUAUUAAGGGACUAUUCUGGAGCCAACGAAAUGAAACCCAAUUAUCACCCGGAUUACAUCGAGGGCACCAUUUUCAGCAAAGAAGAAGCUGUUAUAAUGACCGGGGACUACGCAGACUUUAACGAGCAAGUAAUCGUUAACCAUUGUUCCAGAUGGUACAAGCCCUGGUUUUACAAGCACGUUGAGUCAAUUCUGAAGAAGGGAGAAACUGAGGAGUUGAUUCCCCUAAGAGAUUACUUGCUGCGGCACAAUAGACCGAUUUUUUGGGUUGUCGAAGACAUGAUAUCCUUCGGGAACCAUCCAGUAUUUAGAUUCUUCUUCGGUUGGUUACUUCCCCCAAAGCCAGCGUUCCUGAAGUUCACCACGACACCUGGGGUGCGCGCGUACACCUUCACGAAACAAGUCUUCCAAGAUAUAGUUCUGCCUAUACAGGAGUUAGAGCGGCAAAUCGAAAUCAGCAUAGAAUUGUUCGAUAAAUUUCCUUUACUUGUGUAUCCUUGUAAAGUUAUUGAUCACGGUCCGGUGUCUGGUCAGUUGCGCCGGCCACAGACGAAAUAUAUAGUCCCCGGUACUAACUACGCAGUGUAUAACGAUUUAGGAGUUUACGGUGUCCCGAGAAAAGUGAAGGACAAAUUGCCCUACAACCCAGUGGGGGCGAUGAGAAAAAUGGAAGAGUUCACGAGAGAUGUGGGGGGGUUCUCCUUUCUGUACGCUGAUAUUUUCAUGACGAGGGAGGAGUUUGAAGUAAUGUUCGAUUUGGCACUCUACAAAGUGGUAAGACAGAAGUAUAAAGCUGAAGGUGCGUUUCCAGACCUUGUACGACAAGGUAAGGCCAGAAAUCGACGUUUUUGCUAUUGGUGA